AUGUCGUGCUACCUACAGCAGUGCUUCCCUCCAGGCUACCAGCAACCCAUCCCCAUCAAGUGCCCACCGAUGUACGCUGCCAGACACCCACCGGUGACUACCUGGCACUCGACAGUGUGCACCCCGCAGUACGUGACCCCCUGCAUUCCCCGGCAGCGAAUCAUGUCCUCCAGCUUCUCCCAGCAGCAGUGUGUGACCAAGUGCACGCCGUGGCAGCAAUACGCAACCAAGCGCGUGCCGCAGCAGCAGUGUGUGACCCAGCACAUCCUACAGCAGCCAUGCGUAACGCGGUGCGUGACCAAGUGCGUGCCGCAGCAGCAGUGUGCGACCGAGGGCGUGUCGCAGCAGCCGUGUGUGACCAAGUGCGUGCCGCAGCAGCGGUGUGAGACCAAGGGCGUGCAGCAACAGUGCGCAACCAAGUGUGCGACCGCUUAUGCCCCCCAGCAGCAGUGUGCGACCAGGUGCGUGACCACGUGUGUGCCGCAGCAGCCGCGCCUGACCAAGGGCAUCCCACAGCAGCAGUGCGCGACCAAGUGCAUCCCGCAGCAGUGCGUGACCACGUACAUGCCGCAGCAGCAGUGUGCGGCCAGGUGUGUAACCAUGUGUGUCCCGCAGCAGCGUGCAACCAAGUGCGUCUCGCACAAGUUUGUGACCUCUUCUGCCCCGCAGCAGUGUGCCACCACGUACGUCCCGCAGCAAUGUGCGACCAGGUGCGUGACAAAAUGUGUCCCGCAGCAGUGUGCCACCAAGGAUACUACCAUUUGUGUCCCGCAGCAGUGCGAGACAACUUGUGUCCCACAGCAGCAGUGUGUGACCAAGUGUGUCCCACAGCAGCCGUGUGCCACCAAGUGUGUCCCACAGCAGCAGUGUGCCACCAAGUGUGUCCCACAGCCGUGUGCCACCAAGUGUGUCCCACAGCAGCAGUGUGUGACCAAGUGUGUCCCACAGCCGUGUGCCACCAAGUGUGUCCCACAGCAGCAGUGUGCCACCAAGUGUGUCCCACAGCCGUGUGCCACCAAGUGUGUCCCACAGCAGCAGUGUGUGACCAAGUGUGUCCCACAGCAGCCGUGUGCCACCAAGUGUGUCCCACAGCAGCAGUGUGUGACCAAGUGUGUCCCACAGCCGUGUGCCACCAAGUGUGUCCCACAGCAGCAGUGUGUGACCAAGUGUGUCCCACAGCCGUGUGCCACCAAGUGUGUCCCACAGCAGCAGUGUGUGACCAAGUGUGUCCCACAGCAGCCGUGUGCCACCAAGUGUGUCCCACAGCAGCAGUGUGUGACCAAGUGUGUCCCACAGCCGUGUGCCACCAAGUGUGUCCCACAGCAGCAGUGUGUGACCAAGUGUGUCCCACAGCAGCAGUGUGCCACCAAGUGUGUCCCGCAGCCGUGUCAGUCAGGUGGAGUAAAAAUUUCGAGUCACUCUAAAAAGUACUGCUCUGCGUCCAAAUGGCCCUGGUAA
Messenger RNA from Phalacrocorax carbo (great cormorant), 1458 nucleotides. NCBI's taxonomy places the organism in Eukaryota, Metazoa, Chordata, Aves, Suliformes, Phalacrocoracidae. The record is from RefSeq and is a predicted model, not a curated record.